AUGGGGCGGCGGGCGGGCUGCCCAGCCCCGCUCUGCCUCCUCCUCCUCCUCCUCCUGCUCCAGAGCGGGCACCGGCUGUGCCAGCGAGCAACGCCAUGCCAGCCUGGCUUCACCGCCGAGACCUUCGCCCUGACCGUGCCGCGGGACAGCGUGGCAGCAGGACGGGCCCUGGGACGAGUGAGCUUUGCGGACUGUGGAGAGCCGCACUGGGCCGCUUUCCUCCCGGAUGACUCGCGCUUCAAGGUGAGCCGGGAUGGCGUUGUUUCUGCGGCCCGGCCCCUGCAGCUCCAGCGGCGGGAGAUCACCUUCACCGUGCACACGUGGGACACCGCAGGCAAGAGGCACUCAGCCAAGGUGACCCUGCGCCGGCAGUGGCACCAGCACCACCGACACCACAACCAGAUGCAGCAGGACACAGCACCUGACGUGCUGACCUUCCCGGAGCACAGACACGGCCUCCGGCGGCAGAAGAGGGACUGGGUCAUUCCCCCUAUCAACUGCCCCGAAAACGAGCGGGGGCCCUUCCCCAAGAAGCUGGUGCAGAUCAAAUCCAACAAGGACAAGGAGACCAAGGUUUUCUACAGCAUCACAGGGCAGGGAGCGGACACCAUCCCUGUGGGCGUCUUCAUCAUUGAGCGGGAGACAGGGUGGCUGGAGGUGACGAAGCCUCUGGACCGGGAGGAGAAGGAUAAGUACAUACUCUACUCCCAUGCUGUGUCAGCCAAUGGGCAGCCUGUGGAAGACCCCAUGGAGAUCAUCAUCACCGUCACUGACCAGAAUGACAACCGACCCGUCUUUACCCAGCAAGUCUUUGUUGGCUACAUCGAGGAGAACGCCAAGCCGGGCACAUCCGUGAUGACUGUGAGUGCCACGGAUGCAGAUGAUGCGGUCAACGUGAACAACGGCAUUAUCAGCUACUCCAUCCUCAGCGAGGAGCCCAAGGGCAUGCAGGAGAUGUUCACCAUCAACCCUGAGAAGGGCAUCAUCAGCGUCAUCGGCACAGGGCUGGACCGGGAGACCACUCCCAACUACACACUGAUCAUCCAGGCUGCAGACCAGGAGGGCUUUGGCCUGACCAACACUGCCACUGCCAUCAUCAAAGUCACUGACACCAAUGACAACCCUCCUGUCUUCGACCCUGACAUGUAUGAGGGGUCAGUGGAUGAGAAUGACCCUGGGGUGGUGGUGGCUCAGCUGCACGUGACGGACCAAGACAUGCCGGGCUCCCCGGCCUGGAAGGCCGUCUACCGCAUCCAGAGUGGGGACCCGAUGGGUGACUUCAACAUCACCACUGACCCCAAAACCAAUGAUGGGCUCCUGAAAACCGCCAAGGGCCUGGAUUAUGAGACCCAGCAGCAGUACCACCUUGUGGUGGUGGUGGAGAAUGAGGUCCCCUUCUCCGUGCCCCUGAGGCCUGCCACAGCCAGUGUCCUGGUGACAGUCAGGGAUGUGAACGAGCCCCCCAUCUUCGUGCCCCCGGUCAAGAAAGUGGAAGUGAUGGAGGAUGUGCCAGUGGGCUACCAGGUCACCUCCUACACAGCCAAGGACCCUGACAAGGACCAGAGGCAGAAAAUCACGUACCGCAUGGGCAGCGACCCCGCGGGGUGGUUGACCAUUGACCCCGAGAAUGGCAUUGUCACAGCGGCACAGCCACUGGACCGGGAGUCAGCGCAUGCCAUCAACAGCACCUACAAGGCCAUCGUCCUGGCCAUGGACAGCGGGUCACCACAGGAGACUGGCACAGGGACACUGCUCCUCCUCCUCCAGGAUGUGAAUGACAAUGGGCCUGUGCCAGAGCCCCGGAACUUUGACAUCUGCAACCGGCAGCCUGAGGAGCAGAUACUGAACAUCAUUGACAAGGAUCUGCCCCCCAACACCUUUCCUUUCAGGGCAGAGCUGGUCCACGGCUCCAGCAUCAACUGGACUCUCAAGGUGACUCCACCAGACCUGGUGAAGCUGAACAUGAGGAAGGAGCUGGAGCCAGGGGAGUACAGCGUCUUCCUGAAGCUGCUGGACGCCCAGGGCAAGGAUCAGAUCACGCCGGUCAAAGCACAGGUCUGCAGCUGCGAAGGGCCAGCCAAAAACUGCGAGCGCCGAGCAUAUGUCUCCGGGGGCAUGGGUGUCCCCGCCAUCCUGGGCAUCCUGGGGGGCAUCCUGGCGCUGCUCAUCCUGCUGCUGCUGCUGCUACUUUUUGCGAGGAGGAGAAAGGUGGUGAAGGAGCCACUGCUGCCUCCCGAGGAUGAUAUGAGGGACAAUGUCUACCACUACGACGAGGAGGGUGGCGGCGAGGAGGACCAGGACUACGACCUGAGCCAACUGCACCGCGGGUUGGAUGCCCGUCCUGAGGUGAUCCGCAAUGAUGUGGCCCCCCCACUGAUGGCUGCCCCCCAGUACCGGCCCCGGCCUGCCAACCCUGAUGAGAUCGGGAACUUCAUCGAUGAGAACCUGAAGGCGGCCGACACAGACCCCACAGCUCCCCCCUACGACUCGCUGCUGGUGUUCGACUAUGAGGGCAGUGGCUCGGAGGCCACCUCGCUCAGCUCCCUCAACUCUUCCAACUCCGACGAAGACCAGGACUAUGACUACCUCAACGACUGGGGCGGCCGCUUCCGCAAGCUGGCUGAGCUCUACGGCGGUGGGGAGGAGGAAGAUUAGGGACUCCCAGCUGCCCCCGCCUCAUUUCACCCCUCUGGACUCACUUUGGUCUCUGCCCAGGGGUGGCCAAACCCCCCUCCAACACCCGCUCAACCCAGUGCCCGCGUCCCCCUUGCUGAGGGAGGAUCGGUGUCACCGGGGAUGGCGGGGUUUUUGGGGAGUCUGCAUGUUUCCUGGCCCCCUUGGCUCAGUUUGGGCCACUUCCCACCCUGGAGCUGAGGUGCUCCCAGCUGAGGAGGUCAGGAUCAGCUCCUCCCUCACUUUUCUAUGGACAAAAAGGGUUUCUCUGGCAGUCUUCAAAAUACCUCGUGCUCCCAGCCCCACACAGCUGCUCUCCCACCGCGCUCCAAUCAUGAACCCGGCGCUGGAGCAGUGGGGUGAGGUGCUCGAUCGACACAGACCAAAGAUACACCCUCGCAGGGAAUUGUAUUUGCUGGAGUAUGUACAGGCACAUUUCUAUUUUUCCGUAUCCCAGAUUAUGGCUUGAUUUCCUCCUGUAUCAUGCCAGGUGUAAUUAGUGUGCAGUCAAUGAAAGGUGCUUUCGGAAAUCAAAGGGCUUUCCCGAAAUCCUGACCCUUGUGUUUAGCUGUUGUUUGUAUUUUUUUAUCAUGAAAAAAGGGUCUGAUGUGAGCUGGGAAACCAGCCUUGGCCAAGUGUUGAUUGUAUUGUUUUUAUAUAAAAUUGAAAUAAUAAAUUCUUUUAGGAAAA
This is a messenger RNA of Lepidothrix coronata (blue-crowned manakin), 3363 nucleotides long. Its product is annotated as cadherin-1-like. Gene Ontology annotation, cellular component: plasma membrane; catenin complex; adherens junction. Lineage: Eukaryota; Metazoa; Chordata; Aves; Passeriformes; Pipridae. Gene Ontology annotation, biological process: homophilic cell-cell adhesion; calcium-dependent cell-cell adhesion; cell morphogenesis. The record is from RefSeq and is a predicted model, not a curated record. Gene Ontology annotation, molecular function: calcium ion binding; cadherin binding. The transcript is spliced from 16 exons. The coding region runs from base 1 to 2655 and encodes 884 amino acids.